AUGAUUUGCUCAGUCAUUUUCUGCUUCAUCUUUGGAGCAGUUUUGGCGGCCGAAGGAGAAUCUAGAUCCUCCUACAUAGUAGCCCAAGAGAACAAGCGUUUACAUGGCUUUGCUGUAAAGAGAAUCGAUUCUACGGAUGAAAUGUCAUGCAGUCAAGCUUGUUUAAGGCAUUCUUGGUGUACUUCUGCUAACUUUAAAGAGUCCUCAGGCAACUGUGAACUGAACAAGCACGAGUUUUCAAUAACUGGAGAUGAUGACACCAAGCUCACCGAUAAUACCGGCACAACGUUUUCAAUGUUUCUUAAGGUGAGUCGAAGACCGGAGGUUUGUCAACAACGUACGCGAUGUAAGAACUGCGUUGAAACCAAUUUUUAACUAACACACAUCUAUUCUGUUGGAAUCACAGUGAAGUUGAGCUUUAUUAGGAUGCAUUUAUCGAAAAUGGUAUCCAAAGCGGGGAUAUGUCUUGUAUUGGAGCCAGUCAUAUUCACACUUCCUUUUGCCACCAGUUUCAAUCCGGGACAAGUUUUAAGAGCGAAUGUCUGUAAAAAUCGAGCAACCGGCGGCCACGGUCAAAAAUUUAAUUUGGCUCAUAUCUUGUCCAUACAUACUUAUUAGUAAGUAACUAAACCUGGUGUAGCUUGUUUUUCAAAAGGCCGCUUGGAUUUGGAGAAAAUCGACAAAAUCAAUUUUCGUGGUCGGCGACUUGAAAACAACCAAAAUUUGAGGCAAAAUGAUCGAGGCGGUCUCAAAACUUCGCUCGCACCCAAAAAGAAAGAAAGCGUGGUAAAAUAUUCCCCGAUAAAUCAAUUUAUAAAGGGUUUUAGCCCUAGUAUGGCGGUUAAUUCUUAUGUUAACGAUAGUGUGGAAGGUAAACAAUUUUAAUUUAGUUUUGGUUCUUUUUCAACUCAACGAAGUUUAAACUUAGACCUAAAGUCGCGAUUUAAUUUUUAGGCAUGUGCUACACCUUGGUUUUUCCUGAAACUCAAGCUAUAAGCUAUUCUUACUUGUCUUGUGCUAAAACAUAUGUAACAACUGGCUCGGGUAAUUUAAUUUGCGCUUCAUACGAACCUUCUGAACUUGAACAAAUUUUGAGUGAAAUAUGACACAUUUGCAUAACUCACCAACGCCUUGCUGUUACCGAAAGGGAUCAUUGGCAUUUCCUGGGAAGAAAUCUGAUGUACUUCUAUAGUACGAUAAUUAAUUUGCUAACAUCCAAUGGAAAUUAACUGAGUAUACCUUUAUAGUUUGGGGCACUUUUUUUUCACUUUUUCUACUCUCGAGCUCCAAAAUUCUGCUGGCGCUAAAGCAUUUGUAAUUUGACCUCUAACGAGAGGUCAUUGGAGAUGGGCCAGGUUAUAAAAAUGUCACUCAAACCUAAUGAGCGUUAUGAUCUAAAUUCUUAAGGUGGUUGAACAUAAUAUUUUGAGACAUUUUCGGCGAUUUGAAAGAUGUCCUUACCAUUUGAUAGAAUCAGUUGCAACAUACAGCGAGGAAGUGUGAGAAGACAAGGAGUGGUGUUGCGUGACAACGAACACCAUCUUUCGAACUUAAGAAUGAACAGAAAACAAAAUUGUUUAUACAUUUCUUUGAUGUUUUCAAAGUUAUUUGUUUAAUUAUACAACAACUGAAAGGUUGCAUAGUCUGGCUGCCAACAGUACUUGAUUUAAAAGUGUAAAGUGGUGGUUAGUUUUUCGGACACCUGCGCGUGUGAUAAAAGUAUUGACUAUUAAGGAAUUUGAAAAACAUCAAAAUCAUACACCCUGCCAGUACACACGAACACUGAGUAGGUUUUAAACUUUGGACAACCUCGAGAGAUGAUCCCGGAAGGGCUUUUAGUUUUGAGUGAAGAAUCACAAUAAAAAAAAAUCAUGUUAUUUCAUAUGUAUAUUUUGAGGAAGGGUGGCUCUAGAUCUUACCGAGUGUAAGACUCCGAUGGAAAGGUCGUUGAGGGGAUAGAAGAAUCCGUCUAAAGCCAAGGUUUACGCUGUAACUCUUGCUCAAGGACUUUAGGUAAGCAAUUCGCCCUAAACCCAGCCUGAGAUCAUGCCCUCUCCCUAUUAUCCCUUUAUGUCUCUCACGGGAAGAGGGCAUGAUACAUUUCUUUGUCGGAUCACAUGUAAAAAAGCCAGAAUCUGGACUUUCUUCUGAUUGGAUAGGAAACAAUACGGUUGAUUUGCGCUGUUCCGAUUGGCCAAAAUGCUGCCAUCCGUUAGUUGUUGUUGAUUUCAGUCUGCAAUUUUGCUUGCGUAAUGAGCAGUGAAUACACACGCAAGUUCGUUAUGAAAUUUCUGCCGGCUCAGUUUUCUUGAAUUUGAAGAAUACCUAAAUAGAUGUUUCAUCCAUUGAAAUAUUUUCCAUCUCAUCGUAUACUAAAAAGUUGCAGUCAAAACUUCACCGAUCAUUUGAAUGCAAUUUGAUACCGGCUAUACAAGUUACAGAAGCGACAAACGGGUUCACUUUUCAAAUAAUCAAUUCAUAAAUCGGGAAUCUUGAGUUGGUUUGACUGUAAUUCCUCCUUCAGAAAUCUGCGAAUUAUUCUGAGCGAUCUUCGCUUUCACAACACCUUUCAGUUCGUGAAAUAUGGUGCUUCAGCCUAAUUUUUUCUUCUUCGCUGCUUUCGGCACAGAACGAAGUCAACGAGCUUUAACCAGAAAAUUCUUUAUUAUUUGUAUUUGUUAAUUAAAGGUACGGCAGCUCCAGCUAGCAGUAUUUCAUCACAAAAACAACACAUUUAAAUUUUUUAGGAAUCGAAGCGCCAUCUGAACAUGGACGUACUUAAAAAUUUUCUUUUCCCAAAAUUGAUUUCAAAAGAGACAUUAUUCGCGCCAAAAUUUGAUUCCUGUAUGGUAAACGCUUAUUGGCUAAUAACAUGACAGGUCAUGCAGACGUUAGAUUAUGUAAAUUAGGGGGUGGUUGACGGCUUGUUAAAUGAAUGUAUCAGGCGUUCUUUUUUUCCUUCUCGAGCCAAAGAAGCAAAGAAGCAAAAAACAAAAAAAAAUGACGCCUGAUCUCAGGUUACUCUAAACCCUGUCUCCCCCUUUUUCAAAUGCUUGCACAGGCUAACCAGCAUUAAAAAACUUACAUUGGCACACGCAACUAAGAAAAUAUUGCAAAGUAAUUGGGAAAAUGCGGCCUUGUGGAGUGGCAGAUGACGUAGCUCUAUUUUCAAGUCUACAAACCACUCCUUGAGUGUGAAGACUUAAGGCAUGAGUUUCAGUUUCUAGUAUCCAAUAUAUACAAUGAAGGAAACCUGGGGUCUAGAACGCUGACCUGUUCCUCCCUCAUUCCUUUACCAAAGGAUACGUCAAAGUAUAUCAGAUAAUUUCCUCCUUACAGCAUGCUCGGCUACUCAAAGAAGUUUUAAAAUCUGACACUAAGAUAAUAUACCGCAGAUACAGCAAGUUAGAAAGCUGGAAUCAAACGUGUUUACCAAUGGGUUAGGCCCUGACGUCUUCAAAUUCAUUUUAAAAGGACACUGUUUAGGCAAAAGCAUUAAGUUUACUUUUCCAGUAAAUUCCGUCUUGCGGCCUUAGACAACGGACCAGGGGCCCGUUUGUCCAAAGUCCCUAUAACUUUUCGGGCCCGAAAUCAAAUAUUCAAAUCGAAAUAAGAAGAUUAAGAGGAGCGCUGGUCGUUUAGAUAAACCGCGUCUUACCGUCACGGGUAUCUUGAUUUUCAAAUGAACCGAUGGGGCGGGCGUCGGGGAUUAUAGCUCUGGGGGGGAGGGGGCGAGGAAAAAUCGCCCCCGCCCUCUCAUUACGGAACGGCGCCUGUAGAUCCGUGUCGCCCGCAAAAUCGCGGGUCCCAUGACUAUUUGCGCGCUCACAAAGGGAGCCGACGCAUGUCGCGUCCUUUGAUUCAAGACUCAAGUGUUAGAGUAUUGUUUCCACGAUACAAAGGUAAUUUAACUUAAGAAAAUCUACAGAUCGAAGCUUUCGCGCAACUCUCUGUUUUAUAAGGAAAUGCAAACGCUCAAGUAGUUUUGACACUCAUGCAAGAUGGCAGCCCGUAACACAAAGCGUUAGAUCUCGAUGAUCUUACGGAAAAAUAGAGGACUAUGAACAGUGUAGGCGAUAGUUGACAGGAGCACCCAAAGACAGUUUCCUCCUAGUUACAUUGAGAACCCUUUUAGCUUAUCUAAAUAACUAAGGUCUUUGCGGUGCCAUAUAAUUAUAACAACUGUUCGGUCAGCCACAGGGCAACUUGAGUAGUCUUUUCGAUCGAAAUUACAAGGGCUUCAAUAUUAUUUUUUUCGAGAAUUUUGAAAUUUUUCCUGAUUCCUUCUCUAUUACAAUUUCGUAUCCGAAAAUUUUAAUUCCCUUUAUAUGGAGAAAACCUGUCUCGUGUAGGAGAGUCACCCUCCCAGCCGAAAGAAAAAAAAAAACAUUGACCCCAACCGGCCUUCGCGCAUGGCCUGAUUGUCUCGCCUUGGCUAUGCGAGCCUGUUACCGAUACGGAUCGGAUUUGAUCUAGACGGUCGGACCGAAAUGCCCCCUUCCAUUAUUUUGACAAAUUAUUUUCCCCAGGACCACAGGUCUGUAUAACCAAACUCGCGGUGGCUUUGGUUUGGUCUUUGCAACUGGAAUGUACCUUCCACCGGGCACGUGGUUUUCCGAAAUUUCAAACAGGAAUUUUUGUUGAAUGGAAAGUGCGUAAAGUGCCUACGGAGAAACGUUGGCCCCGCUAGGAGGCUGACCCUACCAUUACAAAAGGGUGACUGGACAAGGUGGGUCACCCUUCUAGCCUAGCCAACUUUUUGUAAUUUAAAAAGGUUCGCCUUUUUUUUGUAAAGAAAUGCGUGAAACGUUGCCUCUUCCAGGGACGCUAGGGUAGGCAGGUGACCCUUCUGCUCGAGACAAAUUUUCUUCAUAUAAGCGAGGCCCAAAUCUUAGUUCUUUACAUUAAUUUCCAUACUUCAACUGACGCACAUUUCUUCUUUUGGUUGUUUUUUGUUGUACAAUGUGGAAAACUGAAAUUAAAAAAUACAGUGGAACCCCGUUGAUGCGACCAGCGUUGGGCCAUAAAAUCCUGGUCGCAAUAGCGAGGUGGUCGCAUUAAAGAGGUCCUCAAAAUAAUAAAAUGACUCGGAGAUUUUCACGUCUCGGUGGAAAGACAAUGGGAGGUGAGCUGAGGCAAGAGGUGGUCGCAAGGCAGGGUUCCUCUGUAUGUAAACAGAAACAAGAGUUUGACGAUCGAAUAACCAUGUUCAGAUUAGAAAAAAAUAUAUAUACUGAAAGAUAAUUGCAGAAUGUUUACGAAACUGUUAUCCAAAACAAUGGAACUUGCACAUGCGAGAGGAAAGACAGCCGCCUGGUAGGUAAUAACGAGUUGAAAUAGCUAGAGAUUGAAGCCUGAACUCAAUCAAAGGCGCAUACAAGGCAGCGGGGGGAAGUUGACGUGAAAAACGAUAUUUUUGGACUUAUUUAGUAUUGUAUGGAAGCACACUUUACGAAAACUUAGGACAAAAAGAAUAAAAACUUGAUUUGUAUUGUUAGUAGCAUAAUAUACUACUUUUAAAGUUGUCGCUCAAAUGGUUAGAUUGGCAAGCCUGUGAAUCCUGUCACGCAACACUUUUGACCAGACUUUUAUGACCAAAGAGGUAUCGGUAGCCCGAAAGUUUCACUAUCAAAAUCGCGAGGCCUAGAAUUUUUAAAUGGAAAUAGAUGUAAAAGUUUGACUGCGGAAAAGAAAGGCCAGCAAUAUCAAGAAAUGUUCUGUUUGAGGUUAUUUUCACGCACCACGUAUUCUCGAGUUUUUGGAUCUUUGGUUGAUUAGCUUGCGAAGAAGCGCAAUGCCAGUUAACCAGAACGGGAAAACGCAUUUGAGGUAACAAACAUUAUCGUUUCAUGAUCAUCAGUACAAACGUCUUUAAUACAAGUGCGAUUGUGAGUUAAGUUUCUUUGGAGAGCCCAGCCAUCGUGACUUGUCGAGCAACAACCAACCGACGUUCUUGAAAAGUCUCAUACUUCAAGCAAAAUUUAUUCAACUUCAGAACGUUCGUGUGAAGUGCAAAUUUAAUUACCCAGGCCAGUUCUCACACAUGUUUUAGCACAAUGUUUAAAUAGCAUAUGACUUGAGUUUCAGGUAAAACCAAGGUGUAGCACAUGCCUAAAAUAUAAAACGCAACUUUCACCCUAAAUUUAAAUUUCGUUUAGUUGAAAAAGAAUCCAAACUAAAAUAACAUUGUUUAUCUUCCAGAUUAUUGUUAAGAUAAGAAUUCAUCACCAAACCAGAAGUAGAACCCUUUAUAAAUUGAUUUAUCGGGAAUAUUUUACCCCGCUUUCUUCCUGUGUGCGUGCGAGCGAAGUUUUGAGACCGCCUGAUUUUGCCUAAAAUUUUGGUUGUUUUCAAGUCGCCGACCACGAAAAUUGAUUUUGUCGAUUUUCUCCAAAUCCAAGCGGUCUUUUGAACAACAAACUACACUACGUUUAGUUACUUACUUAUGCCUAUCUCAUGAGCCCAAGAUUGAUUUUUUGACUGUGGCCGGGAAAUUUCGAUUUUGCGCGAUUUUUACUGACAUUUGCUCUUAAAUGUUAUGGACGGCUAUGUAUUCUUGCCUUCAAUUCGGGUUUACUUGUUUUUAAACUACAGUUAAAACUGUUAAGAAAAAUGUGCAGUGCAAUUCAAAAAUUUAAGGAGAGUUUAUUUUGGUUUCUAAGUUCAAAAUAUAUAUUGCACAGAUAUGAUUUACACUGUGCCUUAGAAAGUUAUGUUGAGAGAUCAGUACGCACUGCAAGGAUCAUAUGAAUUUGAACGUUUUUUUGCUAAAACAUCUGAUAGUGUUAAAACUGUAACGCUUACUGAAGUAAUUAAGAUGUGAUUUUCUGAAGGGUUGUCUGAUGGCUGGAUGCCUCAACGGAGGUUCUUGUUUGUUCGACAAAGAAAAAGAAGCUUUCGCUUGCUCAUGCAAUCCGCAAUGGAGUGGAGAAAAAUGUGAACUAGGUAAGUUCUUAGUUUUUCUUUGUCCCUUAUAAUAAAUAUAGGAUAGUGAAAGAGGUGUACUGUCGCAAUUUGUAAUAAUCAUCGCACUUUGUAAUACCUGUCGCAAUUUGUAAUAAACCGUGUCGCACUUUGUAAUAAAAAAGCUGUCGCAAUUUGUAAUAAACUAAGCUGUCGCAAUUUGUAAUAAUUCCAUCGUACAUGGCAAUAAUUUUUUGAGAGUGAUUCAACUUACUUCGUCAACAUUAAUAUGUAAUGCCAAAAUAUGAAUGGUAAUUCAUAAACUGUUGCGGAAUUCUUAUAACCCCGCACGCUGGUUGAAACAAAUCAAGAGGACUGUAUCUUUCGAUGUAACAACACGAUUUAAUACAAUAUAAUCCAACAAUCUACUGCGACGUACAAUUGUCACAUAUUCAACGUUCGUAACACUACGAUCAACGAUCAACUCAGCGAUCAACUAACACAUUCUAAGGUAACAGAGGUUUUUCCUUCUAUCCUUGCGUAAUAUUUAAUCACAAAAUAAUAAAGUUAAGCAUCACCUAUUUCUUUCCCGACACACUCCCUCCCUUGACUCGGCUACAAGUCAAGCAUUAGUCUCGAUUUCCAUGUAGUGUCUAAGGCCGCAUUUCUAGGAGGGACUCUUUUUGUCGAAAUUUCUGUAUUCCGGUUGCGUUCGAUAAGUGCUUUUAUUCCCUCCCCUUCGCUCCGAAACUCCAACGGAUAAAGUUUUUGAACUGGUCUGGAAAGGAGAAUCGGUUUUCCCUUCGUAACGACUCUGACAGUAGCUCCUCUAACGACGUUAUCUCUGCCUGUCUCUCUAACUCCCAUCUUCCAUUCACCCCUUUUCCUUUCUUCCUCAUACACUACAACUACAUCUCCUACUUCUGCCUCCCUUUCUCUUUUUCCUGACUUACACUUAUGGAAUUCGCGCAGAUUUGCAAGAUAUUCUUUUCGCCACCUAUAAUUCCAAAAAUGACUCAACCUAGUGCUGAAAUACUUAAAUCUUGCAGAGCAAUUAUCGAUAUUAAUGGCAUUGUCUGGUUCAGCAACCUCAUCUGGAAGUGCUUUGCAGGCGUCUCCCUUGAAUCAUGAAUCAUGAGUUUUCCUCAGGCAUCCCUUCACACUGGCAACCAUUCUUUCGCAAAACCCUCCCCACCAUGGUGUCCUUUCUAAAUUAAAUUUCCACUCAAUUCGGUCUCGUUCUAAAUUUUCUAUAAUUCGCUUUGGACUGACUUCAGCCACUCAAUCUCGGCGCAUUUCAAUUCGUCCUCUUCCAAUCUCCCGGUUCGCUUCUCGUUUUGCUUUGCCCUUGCUCUUAAGUUGUCAAUGAAUCUCUUUAUCCAAGCUGUCACUCUGACGAGUCUCUGUAGCGUGCUGUAGUCGUUCACGUCAAUGACACCGGCAAUACCACUCACAAUUUCCGCCUUUGUCAUCAUUACAGCCGCGCUUUUCUUUUCUUCGAUCAGGCUCUCUGGGGUUCUUAAGCUUUCUGUCAACACCGGCCAAUCCUCCGGUCGUUCUGUUAGCCAUGAUGGACCGCUCUACCAAAGCUGGUUUUCUUUUAGCUGCGAGGCUAACACUCUCCUGGAACUAAGUUUAGCUGGGUUUUUUAAUGUUGACCAGUACGCCCAAUCUUCCUUGUCAGUCAACUUCAAAAUCUCGUUCACUCUGUGGCACACGAACUGCUUCCAUUCGCCCUUGUUUUGUAUCCAGCUGAGAGCUGUCUUGCUGUCCAGCCAGAACCUCACGCCAUCCAACUUGACUUGUGACUGUAACGCGUUCUUCCCUGUGUACAUGAGCUGGGCAAGUAUUCUCGCCGACAUUAAUUCGAAGCGUGGAAUAGAAAGUUCUUUUAGAGGGGCGACUCUAGUUUUGCUAGCUACUAAUCUUACGCGAGCUUUACCAUCCUUCGUGCAAUAAACGAAGUAAACCAUGGCACAAUAGGCUUUCUUGCUGGCAUCCCCGAACCCAUGUAAAUAGCACUCUGUUACAUCCCCUCCCCCUGUCUCAUAAAGACACCUUUUUAUACGAAUCCCUUUAGUUUCUGCCAAUCUUGGACCCUCUUGUCCCAUUUUCGUUUAAUUUCUCCUGUCAAAACCUCAUCCCAAUCGAAUUUACUGUUUCAAAUUUCUUCAAAAGCACCUUCAUACCGACGGUGACAGGGCUAACCAUCCCCAAGGGAUCAAAUGAACUUGCCAGUAGACUUAAUACAUUUCUUUUAGUUGCUUCCAACCCCUUAGCCUUGUCGGCUAUAUGCUGAAAGUUGAAACGAAGGGUAUCUUCUUCACAGUCCCAAGCUAGACCCAACACUUAGGGGAGAUCGUUCUGGACCCGUAGCUCUUGAGACCAAGUUGGGGUGGGUACUGUCGGGACCAGUUGCAGUUCCAGCAUUGACAGAGUCAUGCACAGUUAAUCUAAGUGCUACACAUUUUUUGAAAAUUGAGUCAGCUGACAUCAGCCAUGUGCAAGAUGAUUUGCAGAAAUUUUGGGACUUGGAAACCUUAGGCAUAAGGGACACUGAAACUUCAGUUCAUGACAAGUUUUCAAAUGAGAUAAGAUUCACUGGUGAAAGAUACCAAGUCAAGCUACCAUUCAAGGAUAAUCACCUCACGCUGUCAGAUAAUUAUACAAAUGCAUCACGAAGGUUGGCAACUGUGAUUUAGAAGCUUAAGACCCAACCAGAAAUACUGGAACAAUAUGAUCAAGUGAUUAAGGAGCAAUUAGAAAGUGGAGUAGUUGAAGAAGUGCGGCAAGAUCAAGUCCUAGAACCUGGAAAUGUGCACUAUCUCCCACACAGGGGAGUUGUGAGACUUGACAGAGAUACAACGUAACAAAGGUUGGAGUUGUAUUCCAUGCCUCAUCCAAGGUGUUUGGACCAAGCUUAAAUGACUGUCUGCAUGUCGGACCUUCAUUAAAUCCUCUUCUACUGGACAUUUUGCUGUGAUUUAGAGUUCAUGAAGUUGCUGUAACUGCUGAUGUUGAGAAAGCAUUUUUGAAUAUUGAGAUUGAUCCAGGACACAGAGACUUUUUACGAUUUCUAUGGGUAGAUGAUGUCAAUAAGGAAUCACCUGAGAUUAAGUUACUUCGCUUUAUAAGAGUUGUAUUUGGAGUGAAUGCUAGCCCCUUCAUUCUCAAUGCUACUAUCAGACACCACGUUAAUACAUGUAUGCUGAAUGACAAUGCUCUUGCACUUGAGCUUUUGAAGUCUUUGUAUGUAGAUGACUUUGUUUCAGGGGGCCAAGGAUGUGAACAAUGCCUUUUCUUUGUCGAAGGAGAUAAAACUCUGUCUCAAAUCAGGAGGGUUCAAUAUGAGGAAGUGGAACAGCAACUCAGCAAGUCUUUUGCAAUCCCUGAAAUAAGAUUCAGCCUUCGUUGGAGAGACAGUAAAGAAUGUGUUCAAGAGGAAGAUGAGAGCUUCUCAAAGUCAGUUUUUAAGCAAGGUACUGAGAAAGAACAGAAGGUCUUGGGAAUGCUUUGGAACCCUAAGCAAGAUGAUCUGAUCUAUGACUUGAUUAAGGUAUUGGAGGGUGUGGACGUUCAGCCAGCUACAAGAAGACUGAUUCUCAGUACUCCUACGAGAUUCUUUGAUCCCUUGGGGUUUAAUAUCUCCAGUUAUUCUACCCUUCAAGAUUAUGUUUUAGAAACUGUGCAAGGCUCAAAGGGACUGGGACGAGUUAGUGGAUACCGAACUCAACCAAGAGUGGUUUUCAACUUUGUCAGACCUAUGACUAGCUGGGAGAGUGAGUUUUAAAAAGUGUUAUGCUGAAGGUCUCGGUAGGAAUGAAGUUAAAUCGCUCCAACUUCAUUGUUUUGCAGAUGCGUCGGAAAAGGCGUACGGAGCCGUUGUUUACAUGAGAGUAGAACAUGAGUCAAGAGUAGAAUGUAAGAUUGUGGGGUCAAAAACCCGAGUAGCUCCGUUUGGAUAAGAAAACCAUUCAUACCGCGUCUAGAACUGUUGUCUAACCUUACUGCGUCAAGAUUGGUGAAGAGUGUGGGUCAAGCGUUAGAAAACGUUGUGAGAGUUGAUGACGUAGUCAAUUGGACGGAUUCUAUGAUUUCUUUGUGGUGGAUUAUAAACACUGAUAAGGAAUACAAGCAAUUUGUGGAGAAUCGUGUGAGCGAAAUCAGACGAAAUGCACCGCCUGAGCAAUGGAGGUACUGUCUUACGUCAGAAAACCCGGCUGACAUUGUAUCAAGAGGAAUUAAGGCCACUGCACUCAAAGAAAGUAGUUUGUGGUUACAUGGUCCAGAAUUCCUGUCUAAGGAAAGCGCUUACUGGCCAGUGCAGCCUGUAAAUGUACAAGCCAAGGAAGAGUUAUGCGAACUGAAAUCCGCCAAACCUACAGUCUCCAGCUUAUUGAACACGUGUAUCGAAGAACAAGAAGCAAAUCUGGAGAGUAUCAUCAAUCCUGAAUCCUACAGUUCCCUUACGAAGCUCAUAAAAGUUACUUCACUUGUGUUGCUAUUUGUUAAAAAACUGAAAAGAAGAAUGGACAGAUCAACUGAUCAAGAAGAAUCCUUACAAGUGUACAAGCAAGCUGAGAAGAAGUGGAUGAAACACGUUCAAAAGGUCUCCUGAACAGUGACAAGUACCAGCAAAUGAAGUCGACCCUGGGACUUUAUCAGGACAGUGAAGGUGUAGUCAGAUGUCAAGGCAGAAUAGGUCUGUCGUCGUUACCCUAUGAUACCAAAUUUUUCACUUAUGAAAAACUGCUUACAAUAAUUGUCGAGACCGAAGGAAUCCUGAAUUCAAGACCUCUAAAUUAUGUGAGUGAUGAAAUGCGAGAUCCUCUUACACCGUCGCAGCUUGUUAUUGGUCGUCGCUUGUGGAGUUCACACGGAAGCGCUAAACAACCAAGUGCGGGAUAUCACACUGUGCGUGAUCUUUCAAGAAGUGAGAAGUACUUGAAUACUGUACUUUCACAUUUUUGGAAACGUUGGGAGAAGGAAUACUUAACAGAAUUACGUGUUCAUCACAAUUGCAAUUCGAGUAACAGGAAGCCAACGAUUAAGGUCGGGGAUGUUUUUUGCGUCUACAAGGACAAACCGCCGAGACAACUUUGGAGUAUGGGAGCCGUCAAAUCUCUCAUUACAGGACGAGAUGGUUACCACAGAGGAGCUGUUGUAAGAGUGCGUAGUGGAGAUCGAGUCGUGGAAAUGACAAGACCCCUAAAUAGGCUUUACCCUGUAGAAGUCGAAUCACAAGUGCGGGAAGAGCGUCAGAACAGAAACACUGAUCUCGACAUUACCUUCGUGGGAAAUGCCGAACAGGAACAUGUUAGUGAACAUUAACAUUAAGUCAAAGAACAGCGAACUCUUUUCCUUUCAUUUGUUAUAUUAUUCGUUUCGUUGCUGAUUGACCUGUGUCAAUCAAGGCGGGGAGUGUGUUAGGAAUUAUUGCGUCAUUGUGGCGGGAAAACUCGUCACGUGAUCUGAAAACUGAGCUUUGCACGAGAGUCUUAGAACUGUGUAGUCGUUCGGAGUCGUGGAGCUGAUCAAGUGUGUGGAUUGAGUGUAGAUCAUCGAAUUUUUACGCGAAUUGAUGUCGAUGAAUCCUUUAAGUUUAGAACAGAGUACAGAAUUCUAAAAUAUGAACAUGUGAAGAAAUAUACUUUAAUGGAGUGAAGAAUUAAAGCUACAGAGAACUGAUUGUGUCAUACAAUAUUUGGUUACACGCCAUGAAGAGGCUUUAUGUCAAAACGUACGACUUCUCGCAACCCUGAUUCUUUGCCUUUCUGGCCAAAAGUACUAAUCGUGAUCCAUUCCUUUCUUUCUACGGGUAACUCGUAUUUGAGAGCCGAUUUAGAGGUCACAAAAGAUCUAUGACUUCCAGAGUCAGAAUCAAUGCUUGGGCUGUCUGGAGGGCUACCCUACAUUCAGUACCCACAAGUUGGGCGCUGACGUUUAAUAUUUCCUGGCCGAUCGCUAUUAUCUCCCGUUGGUUUAUCUUGAUUCCCCCCCCCCGAGGCCUGUUGCGGUUUGGCCACGCACAAACAAGAACUAUGUUGUCCCUUACAUAAUUUACAUUCUAUUGUUACGCUACAGUGUAGGCUUCGAUGGCCCUUUUCAAUACAAUUUCAAACAUCUACCGAAUUUAAGUAAACGUUUCUUACGUUCCUUUAUGUCUUGCACCUUUUUGCAAUCCUCUGGGGGGUGCCCUCCAAGGCAAAAUGCUCAUCUCUUGUCCCCUCCUUUGUUAGUGAAUAAUGCACUCGCUGUCUGGGGUCCCUUUCUGCGGUCAUUCGAUCCACCUCGUGGCGCAGUUAAAUUAUGAUCUUCCCGCAAUUCAACCUCCGUCAACAAGGAAUCCAGCAAGUCUUUGAGGGUCCACUCCAGGCAGUCCAGGUACUGCUUUCCUCUGGUGAUUGUUAAGCGUAUUGAAUCCGGAAUCCUUUCCAGCAGCAUAUCUCGGAGUAAGUACGCUCGUCGACGUUCAACGUUCGAAGGGCUCUGUAUUUUGCCUACACGAAAUCAUAGAGGCCGCGCGAUCUCACCGUAUCGCUUUCGUUGAGGCUACUGCUCUGGGCCCGGUUGCAUAAAACGCCCGUAACAACUACGGGUACACGUACGUGCACUCGUAACUUAAGUCAGUUGCAUGAAAUCACUUAAGUGGUCCACUUAGGGAAUUCACUUAAGUUGUUGCACUUACGAUUUUAGUAAGUGUUCACUUAAGUGUCGUUUAUGCAACAGAAAUUGCGGGUGUUGCAUAAAACUUUUUUUACGGGAAAAAUAGCACGUAAAUUUACGGGACCUAUGUAGGUCCCGUAUCGUUACUAUUUUUACUAAAUAUAACGAGAUAUUUUACUGAGAAGUGAAAAAAAGUAUUUUUCUUCACGUAAUUCGUUCUAAUGCGCUUUGUUAACCUCUGAUGUACACUUUUGUGAAAAAGAAGAACUAUUAUUUUCAGUAGAUAUUGAAGAAAAAUAACGGUUGCAUGCAAAUUUCAUUUUUUGAGAGGCUUAAAAGUGUUCGAAACGACUUUUAACUUUCUUUACACUCACCGAUGGUUAGCUUAAAAAAAAAGAGUGAAUCAUUAAUAAAGUACUAUAUCAAGGUUACGUGUGUCCUUAAGUGAGCCCGUAAGUUACCACGUAAAACAGAAACUUACGAGAGUGCUAAGUGUGUUCCAUGCAACACCCGUAAGUGUACCCAUAACGGAUUCGUAAGUGACCUACUUAAGUGAGCACUUAAGUGCAGGUUUUAUGCAACCGGGCCUAGGCAUCUAUUUUUACGGUAUUCUGGCCAUUUAGUCAAAGAAAUUGCCAAAUUGUUGAAGACGUCUGAACGAUGAGUGAACAGGUGGUCAAAAGUAAAGACGUUAGAAGAGAAAGCAAAGAAACUCCAAGGAGUAGAUGGCCGUUGUUUUACAAAGAAAUGUUAUCAAAAAAGCUGUAAGUAUAAGCGUAGUAAUUCAACAAGACCGAAAGGUAAAAAAAAACCUUCAACUUAACAAUUAUAUCAUGGUUUUCACGGUAGGGAGCCAGUAUGUGACCAACAAAGGUUGGAAAGCCGAGAAAGGAGGUGUACGCUUUAUACAGGCAUGGCAUCAGAAGAAUUUGCAAACUUUAUACCAAAGGAAGACCGGCCGGCAAACUCACGUGAUAAGAACACUCUAGAGAACAUCUGGAUUGAUGAGACAACAUACAAAGAUUCAGGCCCCAAAACACUGGACGAGCUAAGACCGCGAUUACGCUUCGCCUGGAAAAAUGUGAAUAUAGACACGUUUUGGGAGCUCAUACACUACCUCACCGCUUAGAAAAUAUAAGAAAACAUAAAGGACGAUCUUCUAGUUGCUAAUAUUUCAGUUAGUCAAUGUUGACUGAAAGAAUAAUGAAUAAUAUGCUUGGUUUUACGAAAGGUAUUUUUUAAUAAUCAGUGAAAUUUAAGCGAAGAAAAAAUCGGAACGAACUUUUGAAACACCCCGUACAAGAUGAAAGCCCUCACAUUCCCUUCCGUAGGGUUCAGUUUACUGUUUUUAUGAUUUAGUAUUGUAGAUUUCAAUGAUCUAGGUCUACUCGCAAGAUUCGGUUGAUCUCAGUGGUUUGUUUCUGUGGUUUUGCCUUUUAAUACAUCUCUUAAUUUCAGCUGCGCCCAUCCCCCCGGGCUACUGCGAAGCAUUUGUCUAGCUGCCUUGUUAGUCCCGGGGGUCGGGCAUUAGCAAAUUUUGCGCUGCCCGAGGGCCAGGCAUUUGCCUUGAGCCCCGAAGUAACCGGUUGUGUAAUCAUGACGAUCAGAUGAUGUUGAUGAUGAUGUCGCGAUUAUAAUGGUAACAAAGACGCUAGUUCAGUUUGAGCUUGGCAAAAGUGUGUGCUCUUCUGUGGGCCUAGUUAAUAUACGGCCCCAUGAAACAAAAUAUCGUUCACGAAUUUUCCCUCAGAUCCCAAGCCACUUUUUUCUCUGCCCCAUGGUCCAUUCUUUACAAAGUUUCUAACGGAAAGAGAACUACACAAUUACAACAUCCUUACACCGUAGAAAUAAAUACAAGGACACUAUACACAUUCUGCUUUUAGGGGAGAGAAGUACAUGUUUUUACUAAUUGACCUAUGCAAGUUUUCAUACGGCAGUUUAGAAACGAGAAGAGAACUGAGGCCGAAAUGCGUCCCGCAAGUGUUUCUGGGAUCAUUACUGGAGACGCGCCAGUCAGCUAUUGACCAAUAUUGUUUUCCUUGUCCCUGUAGUAAUAGUCCCAGAAGUCUUUGCGAAAGUUAGGCUCGUCAUAAAUAAAAUAAGCUUUAGUAGAAACACCACUUUAUUUUGAAAGAAACACUCGAUGGGAGCAGCAUCAGUGUUCUACAAUCGGUCGUCACCUUCUAAUCCUGGACUGUAUUUUCCUCCAUUGUAUUCUUGAAAUAAAGUCAAACUAAGUAGUGUAUCAAGCGCUUGAUGGCCGCUUAACAAAUAGGUGACAACAAUGGGAGAACCCUCGCUGGGAUAACCAAACGGUGACCGCAGUCGCUUAAUAGAGGUUCGAGUUCCCAUUAUUCUUUUCUACAGUCAUAUCUGGACUUACUGGCCGCUUAAUAGAGGGUGGCCGCUAAAUGGAGGUUCAACUGUAUAUAGUUUAAAAAAGAAAAAGCGUUUGACAAUUUCCUUAAAUCGAAAUCAAACCUUUGAAUAUAAUUCAAGGAAAACGUUUUAUUCUACCUUGUGUCAGUCAUUGUCACUGUACGUUUCCAGAAACCAGCAAGAUUGGGACGAGUUCAUACCGCUUAUUUUGUUUGCGCAUUAGGACUUCUGUUUUAGAUGCAAUUGGGGAUUCUCCUUUUUACGUUCUUUAUGGCCGAGAGCCACGUUUGCCAAUUAAAGUUAAGUAUUUGCCUCCUGAGUCUGAUGAUUUGAGUACGAUCCUUGACUAUCGAAAACGUGUUGUCGAGAAAGUCGAAUUGGCUCAAAAUUUAGCGAGAGAAAAUUUACAACGUGCACAACAAAAAAUGAAGGAUUAUUACGAUCAAAAGAAAAAAGAACCUGUUUUUGAAGUUGGACAACGUGUUUGGGUUUAUACCCCGAGAACUAGAAAAGGGUUAUCUAAAAAGUUAAUGCAUAAUUGGUUGGGUCCAUACAGAAUCGUUGAGAAAUUGUCACCGGUUCAUUUUAAGCUGCGCACAAUCACCAAUAAAAAGUUGCUUUUCCGUGUCACGUAAUCGUAUGAAGCCAUUUGUUGAUCCUAAUUUGAGACCAAUUGACCCUCCGCCUUUUGAUGACCGGCGCUGACCAGCCGUACAUUUAUGAAUCUGAUAUUCCAAAAGUUUGUUUUGAGCCAGUUUCUGCUGAAGCAGAUCCUAAAGACACUGACUUAAAUCCAGUUAGUAUUGAGAUGCCACUGUCCCUACAGCCUCAAAAAGAGAAAGAGUCAAACAAAGAAUCAGACCAAGAAAAGGCAAGGAAUCAACUUCAAAAUGCAAAAGAAUCAACUCCGGACGCAAUUGUUAUCGACAAUGAAGUUGUGUUUAGUGCAGAAAAAAAUUCUAAAACACCGAAAGAGAAUGAAAAGGUUGAGUACUUGGUCAAGUGGCUCUCCUUUCCUAAGAACCAAUCAACGUGGGAGCCGGAACACCAUAUUUUGGAUAGACGUCUCAUUGAUAAUUAUCUUCAAUCACAAAAAUAAUUCUAGUUUUUUUACUCUGCCUUGCUGCUUGGCUUAUAUUUCAUUGAUUUUUUCUUACCCAUGAAUUGAGUUCGGUAAUCCCCAAGAUAUUUUUGUCCAUGAAUUUAUGAACGCCUUCUCUCCGUUUUUCUAGUCUGUCUAUAAUCUUUUUGUGAGUGUUUACAAUAUCAUGAAUUUGAUAAGUUUUUGAAGGCAGGAGUUCAGCAUCUGUUAUCAGUCAGUUUUCCAUUACUGUCUGAAGUGUUAUUAUAAACACAGUUAAUGUUAAGUUCUUCAUUGAGCAAGUUGAGUAGUUGUCUUCAGUAUCGAGUUAUGUGCACGUGAAAUUAUUGCAUCUAAUGUCUUUUUAAAAUCUUUUGAUCUAUUAGCUUCUAUAUUUAUGUUUUGUUUCUCUGGCUAUUUUGAUUAAGUUGUUUGUUUAAUAUAGUUAUUAUAACCUUAGACGUCGGAAAUUAGAUAAUUAGACAUUACUUUGUAAUAGUUAUUUUGCGAAGUUGCUUGCAUUGGUAUUUCGUCAUGUAUUCAAUCACCGAUUCUUCUGUUGUUCUUCGAUGGCUUGUGGGUGAUAUUACUCGAUUGUUUGUCUCCGAGAAGUCUAAACACACUUUGAUCGCUCCGCAUAGCAUUAGCUACUCUGUUUGGCCGAGUUUUACCCCUUCUUUGUUACUGUUAAGCAGACCUGUGCUUGUUGAUACUUAUCACUGGUCAGUACUUUCUGUCUUCAUCAGACGAGUUCGCUUCAUUUGGAGCUGUGUUUCAUAACAUUUACAAACAAGAUAGCCUUGUCUUCCAAGUAUGCGUUCUCUGUUACAUUCAAGUUGAAAUGGCAUUUCUAGCAACCGUCCUGUAUGUUACUACAGGAUGAUUGAUGCUGUUAAUUCUCAACGUUUUCAAGUGGUUUUCUAGUCAAGUCCUUCACAAGAACACUAGCACUGUCAUCAAUUUAUUUAGCUCAAGUUUUCAGGUCUCAAGAUUCAAGGACAAUGUAUUGAACACUAAACUAUUGACACUGAACUGUUGACAUUGUUUUAAUUAAUAUUGUGUAGUGUGGUAGUUUUGUUUUGAUAUAUUUAACGCACUUAUUUCUAAUUUAUAUGUAUUACGUCCUUUUGCAUCGAGGACGAUGCUUUUUCUAAGCGGGGAGGAAUGUUGUGAACUACUUUAAAAGUUAUUUUGAAGACGGAUCUAUCUUAACUUUGAAGUUUAGUUUUUUUUUCAUUAAGUCUUGUUUUCUUCCACGUACUGUUUUCCUGUUUUGAUCUUUUGUUUUUACUUGUACUUGAAUUUAUGCUUAGCUCGCGGAUUUACUUAUUGCCACAUUAGGAAUGUUAUUCGCUUGGCAAUGUCAGUUUUUUUUACAGGUGAUCGUGCUUGUGGUAUUAGAGCUGACUUUCGUUAUUUGGUACUAUUCAGUUGCGGCUGUGCGUAAGCUAAUCUAUUUCCUCACAAUAGCAAAGCGGUUGCAAUGUUAGCGAUAAGGUAUACAAUAGAAACUCUUUCGGUCAGUUAACCCAAACAUGUCCAGCUUUGGCUAUUAAAACCGCUACUAUACUUGAACUAGUAAGUUGGGAGAAGUAGAGUAGAAGUAGAGAAGUUGGUAGAACUGAGAAGGUUGCUGAGUAAGUAGAAGUUGUAAGAAGAUUAAGAACAAUAAAGGCCAAGAUGUAAAUCAGAUUCCUGGUACCUCAUCGUGUAGCGAGCGAGUUGCUCGAACACACCCCCACAGCAGUACUGAGCACACGUGUUCUUUAUCAAUAUUUCUAAGUGGCAACGGCCUCAUUUUUAGUUUCAAUGGCCUUUGCCGUUUACCUAAUACUUUUAUAGGCACACUACUGUGUGUGUAUGUGUAGUUUGACAGUAACGUUAAACCCAUGAAGAUAACAUUAAAUGGCAGGGGUUGGUUUCCGCAUGGUCACGUGGCUUUCCAGUUUUUAUCUCUUUUUGCGCACAAUUUGUCGUUGGCAUAUUACCGGUUUGAGUAUAAAGCUAAUUAUAACAAUACGGCCUUUAUUACAGUUGGGUCUAAAUGUUUUCACAGGCAGAAACUUUGUUACGCUUAGGUUUAAAACGUUAUUACAGACACGGAAACUUUAUUACACUUGUGCUUUCUACAGGCCAUCAUACUCUGGACAGGCGGUUAAACAAAACGGUCGCGCGCAGCGUAACUGUUCUAUUUGGAAAGGAAAAAAACCUUGAUCAAAUUGCAUACAAGAAAGGUUUAAAACCCUUAAGUAGCUUAAAGAUCUAAAAAUCAAAUGUAUUUAAAUAGUUAAACUAUGGAUAAAUAUACAUAUCAAGUUAUUCAUUUCUUAGCUGAUGAAAUCGCUUAUAUAUCUCUAGAGGUCGAUCAAAGACUGAGUAAGAUGUAUUUUAAUACUGACGAUGUCGUAGUCUUAAGUCAUGUGGCAUGAGCAGUUUGUAAAUCCUGUAUACUUUGGUCAAAACUUAGUGUCCUACACCUCAUUCACGCAAAACGAUGGGAAAUUUCCGAGUUAUAAUUCUUAUAUCAUCAUGAUAAUGGUCCUCAAUGCGCAUGCCUCGAUUCAAGGUAAUUUAAAGUUCUUUUAAAUUCAAAACAGAUGAUGAAAGCGAACGAAGAGGGCUAUUUGACAUAAAAUUAAUGAUAAUGAUGAUUAAAGAAAAGUAAUGCUGCAACAUUUUGGAGUACUGAAUGUUACCGUGGAAGGGUCUAUUGAAGUUGCAGAAACAUUUGUCUUAAUGGACUAAGACAGAAAAAGGAUACCUUCUUGAUAUGAAUAUUCAGACCUUGAACUUUAUGGUUUAGUGCGUGUAUAGAGAUGGAUCCAUAUUAAGGUUAAAGAUUUCAAACAAUAAGCGACCACAUAAUUCUCACUCUGUCUGGUGUUGCAGUAAUUAAACUGUCGAAUUUAACAGGUGACUGUUCACUAAAUACAAAGCUUUGUGAAGAAAACGGAGAAUUUGGCUUUCUCAACAGUUAUAUUAAGAUAUAUGAAACUUGCAAAUAAAUGAAGUCUAAAAGAGACUUUUUUUGGACUAAUAUGGUUACGUUCUCAUCAGCUGAUCGAGGCGAACAAAGAGGGCUAAUUUACAUAAAUGUUAAAGAAAGGUGAUAUUGCCACCCUUUUCGAAUAGCUGCGGUUAUAACCAUUUUAAAGAGUUUUCAUGUCAGUGCUAGUGUAUGGUACAUGAAGACGGAGACAAAAUAAUAUCACUUUUGUGACGGUAUCGUGCACGAAAGUGUCUCUCUGCCACAUUUAGGGUGGGAUUGAAACUUAGAAGUGGUGGUUUUUAAGCUGGCUCGACUGAAUUUCUUUUAGGGGGCGGGGGUACCUUCCAAGUUUGAGAAUUAACUACGUAGCCAUGAACAAAAGAUGUCGAAAAAAGUUUACCACAGCUGUAUUAUAUAAAGAUGAAAAUUUGUUAUGGUUUGUGUUUUAUUUUGACAUCAGAGUUUCAAUGGCAACGUAAUGAGGGCAUUAGGCUUAUUAUUUGUCUUUGUAUAUCUCGGUACCAGGAUUUUUUUUUCGGAAAUCGGUAAAGGGAGCUUUUACCUCCCUUCGCUGUCUCGAUUAUGGCAAAGUGUGAACAAAUUUUAUGAGAGCGUUUUGGAAAUAUUUCGGAAUGAAAUUUAAAGGGUCAUAGACAGUCAAUAAACAUGCCAUCAACAUAACUCGCUAAUAUCUAAAGAAAAGGUGAACUCGGAAAAUGCAGUUUCAUCUCAUAGUGGUAUGAUUUCAGUUGAAACUGUGUACGAAAAAAAAGGCGAAUUGCUUUGACCGAUUACGAGAAAGAAGAAUUUGAUUAGCUUACGUUCAGCUGCUUUUGAUACCAUUUUUGUGAGUAAUUUAGUCUACUCCCACAAAUUUCAUGUUAAUUUUGAAACCACUUGAUAAUUUUUUCCAAAAAAACUUGGCAAGGGCCUGUAGCUGCUUUCAACAACCUGAUUUUGAGUCAUUCGUCCUCUUGUUUUCUGCAGUACUGAAGUACUUAGGAUUUUCCUCCGCCAAUCAUGCAUUUCUCCCGAGUUUCUCCCCAUUAAUACAACCAUCAUACUGACUAUAUAAACUUUCUUUUACCGACAUAGACGAAUGCGCAAAAAAUACUCACAACUGUAGUGCAAAUGCUUACUGCAAUAAUACCAAGGGAGGAUACAACUGCACUUGUCAUCAGGGAUAUUAUGGAGAUGGAAAGAAUUGUGAACCAGGUGGGUUAGCAGGCUUUGUAUCGACUUGCUAGGUCCUAGAGAAAUUACGUAAACAGACAAUACCAUGCAUUGCCAGUCCUGGCAAAAAACACAAUGUAUUGGCCUGUCUGACUGAAGACAGUAACUAAAGUCUAUACUGUCUAGGUCUUAAGCAACAGAUGGUUGAAAAAGCAUGCCAUUACAAGAGUUUUAAGGUUUUAUUUUUAAACUGGUAAAAGAAUCCUUAAAAAAGUGACGAAAGUAAUGAUCAAGAACUUCACAAACCGCGCGUGAAUAUUCAUAGAGUUCAUAUGAGAAUACCAACAUUUAUUUUUAUUCAUUCAAAAGUAUUUCGCCGUUUCUGAUGAUUGGCCCCCCUUCUUCAUAACCAACUGGCGCGCUUACCGGUUGGAAGAUGCGAGCAAUAUUCCGUCGAUUCGAUUUAUUGUAUAUAAUUAUGUAAUUGCUAAAUAUUCCCGUCGCUGUGGACACUGGUUGCCAUUUUUGAUUGGGAAGAAUAACUUUUUCCCCUUGAAUUAUUGUAUACUGCAUGAUUUAUUCAAAAUCUACAUUAAAGCGCACGGAACUGCCUAUCAUUUCAGCAUGGAAAAUAUAAUAACGCGCACGGUUAUAAACAACUCUAUUUAUUACUGUCCUUCUUUUAUUUUGUAACACAGUUUCAUCGUGUAAAGACCUUUACAACAAGAAAAUGUGAGUAAAAGUACAAGUUCAAUUUUUAGUCCAUUAAAAUCACAAACGUUUUGUUUCGGGGACUGUGCGGUAAUUAUAAGGGGGGAAUUGCGGAACAGAAGGACGUUGGAAAGGCAGAGUGCAGCAAUACACCAAGAGAGUGGGGAAGGUAUCUAAAUUAUUCAUUGAAACGAUGGGUGUGAUAUCUCCCUAAUUUUCAACAACAAUUUCAAGUACCAAAUUUUCAAGUAUGGAAAACUAUAUUAUAUGGAAAUAACAAAGGGCAUUACAGCUGAUUAUGUCAUUCUUGGCAAAUUAAUUUGCAUAAAAACUCUCCGUAAACUGCUACCUCAGGUGCUCCUUGAAAGUAGUUGAACAUUAAUUCAGGUAAGCUUUACUGGCUUAUUUAUAGCUAGGGUUGUAAAAAUUGGCAAGCGUUUCCAAAUCAACUUCCUCAGCUUAAUAGACGCCAUAUAGUCCGGCAGGAUCAUAUUCACCGUCUAUAUCCAUCGCCCCCCAUGACAAAAAGAUGGGACACCAUUUUUCUUCCGUUUUUCUACAGCCUUCUUUUUUCUUCUUUCUUCCUUUGACUACCAAUUUCUGUUAUCACAUUUGUAAUAGUUUCUGAUUUUUAGGCUUCUGCCGUAAAUAGGCCCUUGUUUGCAUUGUAAUGUGGCUUGGUAUCGGUGUGAGAAAAACUGUACAGCACAUGCUGAAUAGACGAUAGUUAAAAUUGUCACUACCCCAUGGAGGAGGGUGUUAUUUAACAGUCUUAAAGGAAAAAAAAAAAUUAAGAAUGACACUGUUCAGCGCAUAAAUUUUCCCCGUGGCUAUUCGAUCUUAUUGUCUAUUUUCAAAUCUACUGGAAUAAAUCUUCCUUCAGAAUCAACAAAUUGUUUCAUGAUUGUUGUUAAACAAAAUACACACCACCUCCGCACGUAAGCUAGAAGCGCUACUAAAAAUAUUUGAGAAGCCCAUUCUGAUGACCACAGGUAUUCUACACUGAGUGGGAACAAAAAAGCAACAAACACAAUCCUGAAAAGGGCACUUGGUUGACUACGCUGGGUAUGAUCACAUACAGACAAAAGAUACAUAUUGCCCGGUUUCAGUGUCACUCCAACAAAAAUAGAUCGAAUUAAAAGUCAAAACCGUUACAUACAGCAGAUAAAGUCCAGAAUCUUGGAAAUGAAAGGAGGUAAAUAUGCAAAGAUCCUCGCCAAGAUUCAAGUCAGAGCGAUAUUUCAUAUGCGAGAUAUCAGGAGAAAUGUUUUACCCAAAUUUAUAGAGCUUUGUAUGGAGACGUCAUGUUGGUGCCCAUACGGAUUGGCACCAACAUGGCGGCCGGAAAGCAAUAGAAACAUCUGUCACUGAGUUUUGCUACGAAAGCGUGCAUUUAAUUCUCGAGGAACUCAUAAACAUUAUAGUAAUACUUUUGGCAUGAACUGUUCCGAUAGCACAAUAGCCCGAAAUAAGUCACAUGACAGCUCUCUCCAGGGGCAUCCAAUCGAUCAGUUCGGCAAAUUUCUGCUGGCUGGGAGAUGUGGAGGAAAUAAUAUGUCCUUGGAAGGAAAGUGUCGCUGGGAAAAAAGACAAAUCAGUGUCUGAAGGGGAUUUGAUGUCUAGAAUAGCUGCCAUCAGGGUGAUAGGCUCCUGCUGCUAUGAUGUUAACCUUUUCUCUCCCUCCCAACCCCCUUUCCCGACUAAAGGGGUGAAUUUCGCCCUUGGGCGACACCCUUUUUUCUAACCCCCCCUCCCCACUGAAGGUCCGAAUUUUCCCUAGGACCACACCCAAACCAGUCUCUAAUGUCUGGACAUACGUCUGUUGGGAAACUUCCGAGUAAGUCAGGUUGCAGGUUGUAUGUGAACCUUGAUGGCUGAGAACUCUUGCAUUAGUCUUGCUGGGAGUGAGGAACAGAUAAAUUUUCCCCAGCAAUCUCCCAAAAUGCUUUAAAUGGCCUCAGAAACCUUUAUUCAUGCUUUGUUGUUGUUUUAAGGUCUUUUUCUCAAAAUUUCCCGUUGGGUGCCCCUGUCUCUCGGCCGUCAUGUAAAUGCCUCGUCAAACAAAAGCUUCUAAAUUCAAGCAUACAGUGUGUACUCUACCACAAAACCAAAAAUCCUUUCGAAACAAAAGUUUGUAUGAAUAUUAGUUUAUAGCUGCUCUAAUACGUCAUGAAAGUAAAGUCUCAGUAAGAUCGCUUGUUUUACAGUUUGAACUUUAGUGACGUCAUGUGAAAACCAACAAUAAGAUAAAAUUAAGUUUGAGCAAGAUCAUCUGGUCAGUGUUGUCGACACCAUUGCGUUAUAUUCAUUAUUAGCUAGGUUUUCAUUGUCUUCUACUUUAAUUUGUGUCUAUACAUUUCUUUCGCGCCACGAACUUGGCUUAAUUGCUUUUGCGUAGUCUUCACUUUUUUAGGCAUUGCUUACUGAUGAUAUUAUGGACAGAGUUUGCAUUUAAGCUGGAGGCCUUCACUAAAGAAGUCAGAAAAGCGGUUUUUAACUUCGACCUUUCGCAAUCUUGCUCUCCCCUCGACAAGGAUCGUUGUGAGCCGUUUUAGUCCUCCAGCUAGUCUUUGGCUCGUCACGCAAUUAAAGGGUUGCGUGAUGAGUCACUAGGACGGCGGUUAGGAGGCUGAUCACCAGGUAACCACUAGCCGAUCAUUACUAGCGAUCAAUUGUGCUCAACUGUAUAUUUUUGUCCUAGGAUCUCCCUUAUUAAGUUAUUUUGUUCCUUGUAGAUCAAAUGAAAGCAAAGCUUACCCACUGAUUUUGGGAGAUGAUAUUUUGGAUAUUUAUUGCAACAUGUCCACUAUGGAAACUGACGCUUGUGGAGUUGGUGGAUGGACUCUGGCUAUGAAGAUUGAUGGAAACAAGGUAUACGCUGUUCCAACAUUGCCCAUAAUAACAGUGUAUAAUAACAUUGUAAUCUGAACGAAGGACUUGAGUAUUUUAUUUAGACCACCGUAGUACACGGUAUAUCUAGGUCAGUAGCAGUAAUUAUCCGUCCUUCUUGCCUCGCUAAGACUGGGAAAGACCGAUGAUGUAGGAAUGAACACAGUUUCGCAGAUGAAGAUCGAAGGCUUGGUGCCCAUGUGUUAAGUAGUAUAGCAAGGAUGUUUUACGCCUUUUUUGCCCAGGACUCUUAUUAGUUUGCGCAGAAAACAUAAGCACCGAUGAUAAGCGCCGUCAGAGCCUUUAAAUGUCUUUAUCUCGUGAGAGAAAUGCGGAGGAAUCUCAUUAAGAUAGCGUCAAGAGUUAUUUUUUGAUUGUUAAACCGGUUUGACAGGUUUUAGGUUUGUUAUGUAUGGUCAUAAUUGAUUUUAAACUGGUUUGGAAGGUUUUCUUACUUUCCUAGUUACUUUUGAGCAAUAAUUAACCUGUAGGGAUCAUGUCCUUAUUUGGUUACGAUGAUGUCACUGUUUAUUUCACAUAAUGUGCGUCAUAUCCUUCUUUGGUUAUGACGCACUUUGAUUGGUGGACUAAAUAUUAGAAAAAUGUUAAAUGUUUUAUUGAUUUUCAAGAAGGAAUAGGCGGCAACCGCUCUGUCAUUUAAAAAUAAUGCACCGCAACUGAAUUAUGCAAGUUGUAUUUCAUGCCGUUUUCAUUAUCCAUACCAUUGAAGACAACUUUUCUUCCUGGUUCCGGUUCACUGAUUCUUGGCGCGUAAUAUAUAAUGGCACAAUCAAACCAUUGCAGCUAGUCAUUCACGCUCAUGACGUGGUAUGAAACUGCCAUGCUGGCCAACCAUUUGAAAUUAUGAAUAACUAAUUCAGUCUUUUUGCUUUUUCUUGUCCCAGUGUUUCUCUUGCUCUACAGCAUGGUGGUUUUGUACCACGUGAAUCACUAGCUAGAGAGGUACAUGUACCCUUUUUUAGGCUUCUGGUUAUCGCUAGUUGAGGUAUAUGAAAGGGUAGGGAAAUCUGCUAUUUGGUGUAAAAGGAACAAAGAGAGCUAACAAAUGCAUUUCAUGUCUGUGGCAAAAAAAAGGAGAGAACUGUCUGGUUUUGUAAUGCAAUCAUGUUUAGAACAAGGUGCGUUUACAGCAUUCAAAAGGAAUGUAAAGAACUAGGCAUAUGAAAGGGGUGCCAUUUGCCAAUAGAAGGUAUACGAAAGGCACCUGCCCUGUCAAAAAUGGUUUGUAAAAGAGUUAGAGGUUAUACCUCAAAGCGGAGCCUACCCCUGAGGCUUUUAAGGUUUCGGGGGGCACCUAAUGCCCAUUGUUAUGCAUUUAUUUAACGAGAAUGCACGACGUACAACGACUGACAUUGACAAGUUCACGAGAUAAUCAUGACUUGAAUAUAAUAUGCGCACUUGAUUUAAGGUGUUCACGUGUGCACGCGUGACAUAGAGAAUCCACUUUUGUCAUGACGCACUGGAGGGUUGGAUCAAUCCUUUAUUUAUUAAAUCAGAGAGUGCUGUCUUCUAUUCGAUCCACAAACUUGGAUACGUAAAUUAAAUUAAGAUCGUCUGUUGGGUCAGACGUUGAACUUAGGACGCGUCGAACCAAUCAGCGGAAUCAGAUCAGUAAUAAGUAUCCUCCGGAACGAGCCUCUGAUAUAUACAUUAUCGUACAAAUCAGUUUAGUUUAGUUCGUCGCAUGUGAAGAUCGACGUUUGUCCUGGAGACGAUCUUCAGACGUUCUAUCCUUCUGAAGUAUAGAACGUACGUGUAGGGACGAUCGUCGAACUUUUCAUGAACUUAACUUGCUAAGUUUGGUUCUUCUCAAGAAAAGUUCGACGUUUGGCCUAAGCCUAAAUGUGGCUUAAAGCAUUGCCGUAAAACGCGAUCGUCAAAAAAAAAACCACCCUCCUAAACUUCCAUCAUUCUUUAAUGUCUCUGUUAAAGAUUAUCUAAAUUGCCUCUAAAACAGGCUGGAUAUAAGCGUUUUAAAAGAUGUUGCAGAAACAAAACUUUCCUCAUGGAUGUAUUAAUGAAUUGCGGGUGUUCCCCGCGGUCUUAAAUGCCACGUUUGAGCAAUUUGAAGUUUUUCACAUGAUGUCAUCAAAAUUCAAACUAACCUUUUUAGUUUUCACUUUAAUGAAGUGUUAGGGCAGCUAAAAACUUAUAUUUUUACAAACUCUCCCUUUGGAAGGGUUCUUCUUUGAGUGAUAGAUUACGCUUGAAUUUUUAAGCUUUUAUGUGAUGACGCGACAUUUACAUAGCAGUCGAGGAAGCUGUCAUGUAGGUGACAAAUCGAUUUUUUUGGGGAGGGGGGGGGGGGAUUUUGCUAUCUGAACAGUCCCUGUAUUAGAAAAAGUAUAACUUUAAUGUUUAUGAGUUCCAUUUCCUGUUUUCAUAACAAAACUCAGGGACAUCCGGCAUCCGGCCGCCAUGUUGGUGCCUCUCAGAUGGACACCGACAUUUCUCCUAAUAUCUCGAAGAUGAAAAAUUGCACUGUAGCAGCGAAUAGCGGCACAUGAUAUCCGUGACGAUGAAAACAACAACAAAACGUUUAAUCAUACACGAGGCUGAAUCAACUCACAAGUGUCAUCACACAUAUCCGUUAGAAAUCCAUAGCCCGAGAAAGAAAAGCUGAAACAAACGACUUAGAAAACACUUGGGAAACGUGAAGAAAAUCUUAGUGAAACUUCAGGUUAUUUCAUGGUGGCCUCGUGCCCGCCAAUGCCGAGGCCCCGUGCGUAUGCUCCUAAUAAACAAGGGGGUAAGCCCGCUGGUCAGAAUACCAGCAGUUACAUGCAUCGAUCUGAAUCUUGGCGAUAGCCCUUGCAUAUUUCCCAAAUUCUGGACUUAUUUUUGAUGGCGUGCCAGCUAAAACUGGCAGUUGAUAAAAAGGAUGAAGUACAAAGUGAUCAGUUGGCAAUUGGAGCAUCACUAAAUAUUUAGGUCUUAAAGAAAAAUUUUCUUUCAUCUAUUUUACAAAACAAAGGUUACAAUUCAAUCCAAAUGAAGCAUAGGAAAAAUUACCAAAAAGAUUUUCAUACAAAUUAUUAAGGGUCACGGGGGUUAAGCAAGCUAAGGGUUAAGGAUAAUUAUGUAACAGUUUUCAAUUAUAUUAAUUGUAAAUGAAUGCGGUAUUUGUUUUUUAUCACUAAUUAUUUGUUGACCAUUCAAAACGCUUAAUUGCUGAGACUUAUUUUGAAUUAAUUCUGAAAAAACGAGGACACCGCUGUCGUUUGUAAUUGAAACCUACGACCUUUUCUUUUUUAAAAAAUUACAAUUGCUCUUUUUCUUCCAUUUUUUCUAUUACAGGCUACGUUUCACUACGAUAACGCCUUUUGGAGCAACAAGGAAACCUUUAACCUUUUUGGAGGGAAGACUGGGUUUGACGACCAUGAAACGAAGCUUCCCACCUACUGGAACACAUCCUUCUCCAAGAUCUGCCUCGGUAUGAAGAUCAACAACCAGAUCAAUUUUAUUGAAAUCACUGAGAGCGCCAGUUCCCUGUUUUCAUUGAUCGCUGAUGGGCAAUACCGCAACACCUCACUGGGUCGUGACAAGUGGAAGUCACUGAUUGGUUCUGAGGCCUCCUUGCAGCACAACUGUAACAAGGAAGGGUUCAAUGCUGUUAGUGGUAAUCCUAACCUAUCUAAAGCAAGAAUCGGUAUACUUGGUAACAAUGAAGACGACUGCAAUCUUUGUGACUCCAGAAUUGGGUUUGGUACUGGAGGAAAACCUGACAACAACAACACAUGUGGAAACGAAGCUAGGCCCGGGGGUGAUAAUGGUAGCAAGCACAUCAAGGCUAUGGGCUACAUCUUGGUGCAGUGACAAGAAAACACCACGGAAGAAAACUUGUUGAAGUUUUUCUUGCAUCACGAUCACACUCUAUAAUUAUAUACAGCAGGCUGAUAACAGAGACAAGCACAUCAAGGCCGUCGGAUACAUCUUAGUGCAGUGACAAGAAAACACCACGGUAGAAAAUUUGUUGAACUUCUUCUUUUAUUACGAUCACAUUCUGUGUGUGUAUAUAGCAGGC
Messenger RNA from Porites lobata, 28836 nucleotides. The record is from the annotation of a GenBank genome assembly. Lineage: Eukaryota; Metazoa; Cnidaria; Anthozoa; Scleractinia; Poritidae.